Messenger RNA from Vicia faba (fava bean), 312 nucleotides. The record is from the annotation of a GenBank genome assembly. Lineage: Eukaryota; Viridiplantae; Streptophyta; Magnoliopsida; Fabales; Fabaceae.
AUGGCGGAGAUGGAGUUUAAGUUUUUUGGAACGGCAAGUUCUACUGUUAACAGGCGUGGCAAAAACAAUUCCGAAAAUCCAGCUCUAGUUUUCUUCUGUUUCAUUGCAGGUGAAUGUGAGAAGGUGAUGUUGAUGGUUCUAAGCUUAACAGCAAGUUCUAUGUUUGUAACAGCAGAUCUUAUGCUUUUAACAAGUCUUAUGAUUUUAACAAGUUCUAGUCUGGUACAGAAUUGGUUGCAAGAUAUCGAUUGGUGGUUGUUAGAGGAAGAGACAGAAGGUUGUUGUUACGCGAAGGGAGGACAACUCAAAUAA